AUGGCAACGGUCAAGCGAGGCAAAACUAUGCCUGCGGAUGGCCAAACAACAAAGUUCUUAUACACAAUCCUGAAGCAGCUGGACUUGAAAUCACUAAUACUUGACCACCAGAUCGACUGGAACUUGGUUGCCUCUCAGCUAGAAAUUACCAACGGCCAUGCAGCCAGAAUGCGCUUCUCACGGUUCCGGCAACACAUGGAAGGCAACACAACGAGCGCUCGCUCGCCUCGUGCAAAGAAGUCCAAGGCAGAAACUGCAAAGUCGAAGAAGGCCAUGUUUGACGAACCGGUAAAGGGCAAGGAACGGUCUCCCACCGGAAGUGCUAGCCCAACGGUCAAGAAGGAGCCCGAACCGCCAGUGAAGCCAGAGCCAGCAUUUCAAGUCGGGAUGUCAGAGCCAGCUUCGGUUUCUCCCCCGCCCCCACCACAGUAUUUCUAUCCGCCGGGCAUGGAGGCUGUCCCCAGGUGUUUCGAGAACGCAGCUAUUCCAAAUCCUAGCCCCUUUUUCGACUUCUCAACUGUCUCUCCAGCACAGCUGACGACUCCUUCUCUUGUCCCGGAGCCAGUCAUCGGCUAUUCCGCGCCGCCCUUUGGAGAGAACUGGGUCCAGAUCAAGAGCGAAAGGGCCGAUGGCGAGAUUGAGAUGCAGGAUCUCUUUAUCAAAACUGAACCAAAUUUGUGA
Messenger RNA from Trichophyton benhamiae CBS 112371, 681 nucleotides. RefSeq lists its product as uncharacterized. Bases 1 to 681 code for a protein of 226 amino acids. The record is from RefSeq and is a predicted model, not a curated record. Lineage: Eukaryota; Fungi; Ascomycota; Eurotiomycetes; Onygenales; Arthrodermataceae. The transcript is spliced from 2 exons.